AUGGCUCCGAAUACGCCGCCGGGGAGACCCGGAACGCUCACCGUGGAGCAAGAGCUCAAACUGCGCGAGCUGUGGGCCGCGACAAUGAAGGUGUUCGGCGUGUACGAAGCGCCUGGGGCGAAUUCUGGGGAUGCGAAUACCACAGGGGGGGCUGAAUCCCCUUCCGUUGCUGCCUCUUCGGACGCUGCGUCGGAGAAAGAUGCGACUGGCAAGAAGGAGAAGAAGAAGAGCCGGCUAAACGUCUUCAAGAGGAAAGACAAGGGCGAGAAGAAUGGCGCUACUUCGGACUCGGCACCCGCGUCCGGGACGUCUACGCUCCUGGAGAAAGACAUCAGCGCAAUGGCGAUAGCGGACGAGGACGAUAAACACGGGCAGACGAAGGCCUUCAAGCAGGCCAUCGCUAACAGCUCGCCCGAGGAGAUAAGGGACACGUUCUGGAGCAUGGUGAAGCACGACCAUCCCGACGGGCUACUGCUGCGGUUCCUGCGGGCGAGGAAGUGGGACGUCGAGAAGGCGCUGGUGAUGAUGAUUUCGACGAUGCAUUGGCGGGCCGAGGAGAUGCAUGUGGAUGAUGAUAUCAUGGCGAAUGGCGAGCUACACGCUUUGCGACAGAGUCAGAGCGAUGAUCCCAAAGUGAAGAAGGAGGGGGAGGAUUUUCUCGCCCAACUGCGCAUGGGGAAGUCGUUCUUACACGGGCUGGACAAGGAGGGGAGGCCGAUGUGUGUUGUGCGUGUGAGGUUGCAUAGGGGUGGUGAGCAGAGCGAGGAGUCGAUUGAGCGGUUUACGGUAUACACCAUUGAGACGGCGAGGAUGUUCCUGAGGCCGCCGGUGGAUACUGCUACAAUCCUUUUCGACAUGACCUCCUUCAGCAUGGCCAACAUGGACUACGCGCCCCUCAAAUUCAUGAUCAAAUGCUUCGAGGCAAACUACCCCGAAUCCCUAGGCACCGUGCUCGUCUACAAGGCGCCCUGGAUCUUCAACACCAUCUGGAACAUGAUCCGCGGCUGGCUCGACCCCGUCGUCGCCGGAAAAGUGCACUUUGUCAAAUCGCCCGAGGAGCUGGAGCAAUUUGUCGAAAAGAGUCGGAUCCUGGAGGAAUUGGGAGGGGAAGAGAAGUGGAGCUAUACGUACGUGGAGCCUGCAGACGGCGAGAACGACAAGAUGAAGGAUGAGAACAGGAAAGAGGAAUUGAAGGGGGAGAGACAGCAGAUUGUCAACAUGUACGAGAGCGAGGUGCUUCGGUGGAUCCACGCCGGGGCCGCGGAGAAGGAGAAUAGCGAUGUCUCUGCCGAUCUGGCGCAGAGGAGAAGGACGAGGGAUGAGUUGGCCGAGCAGUUGAGACAGAAUUACUGGAAACUGGACCCCUAUGUCCGGGCUCGGACGCUGUAUGAGAGGAUAGGCAUGCUCAAGGAGGGUGGAGCAGUGGAUUUCUACCCCACCGCUGCGCCUGUAGCAGCGGCGGCGCCGGCGACCACAACGACAACGCAGGAGACGAGUCCGGAUGAUCUGGACUAA
Molecule: messenger RNA, 1515 nt
Organism: Westerdykella ornata
Lineage: Eukaryota; Fungi; Ascomycota; Dothideomycetes; Pleosporales; Sporormiaceae
Product: CRAL/TRIO domain-containing protein
Exons: 2
Coding region: 1-1515 (504 amino acids)
Source: RefSeq, a predicted model, not a curated record